Molecule: messenger RNA, 1444 nt
Organism: Aspergillus saccharolyticus JOP 1030-1
Lineage: Eukaryota; Fungi; Ascomycota; Eurotiomycetes; Eurotiales; Aspergillaceae
Product: ZIP zinc/iron transport family
Exons: 1
Coding region: 135-1187 (350 amino acids)
Biological process (GO): zinc ion import across plasma membrane
Cellular component (GO): plasma membrane
Molecular function (GO): high-affinity zinc transmembrane transporter activity
Source: RefSeq, a predicted model, not a curated record
CAUCCUCAACACCACCUCGAUAUAAGUAGAGGCUCAAAGCCGGCUCAAAGAUAUGAUCAAUAUAGAAAAUCUCUUCCUAAACAAGCUUCCCCUCAUUGGGUCUCGACACAGCUUCUGAAGCAUACAUAAUCAGAAUGUCGUUUAACCCUAACGAUGUCGAUCUCGACACCGUCGACCCCGUCGAUGUGAUCUGCUAUCUGAACGCCUCAGAGAACGAUUACAACGGGCAUCUCGGCGCCCGCAUUUCCGCCAUCUUUGUCAUUUUUAUUGUUUCCACCGCAGUCACCUUCUUCCCGGUCAUCGCUAAACGUGUGCCUCGUCUCCACAUCCCUUUGUAUGUCUAUCUGUUCGCACGUUAUUUCGGCGCAGGCGUCAUCAUUGCCACAGCCUUUAUCCACCUCCUCGACCCUGCCUAUGGCGAGAUUGGUCCACAGACCUGCGUUGGCAUGACUGGUCACUGGGCGGACUACUCCUGGUGCCCCGCCAUCGUCCUGUCGUCUCUCAUGUGCAUUUUCCUUCUCGACUUCGGCGCCGAACGCUACGUCGAGGUGAAGUACGGCAUUUGCAGAGAAGAUCCCGAGCCCAUCAUGACCAGUGCCGUCGACAACAGCAGUGUCACGAAGGAUACCUCCACUAGUCGGCGGAAGAACGAGACUGACACUGAGUCGCUGACCUCCAAUGAGGCUUGGAUCGAGAGAUCCUUCAAGCAACAAAUUGCCGCCUUCCUGAUCCUCGAGUUUGGCGUCAUCUUCCACUCCGUCAUCAUUGGUCUGAAUCUGGGGGUCGUCGGUGACGAGUUCUCCACCUUGUACCCUGUCCUAGUCUUCCACCAAUCCUUCGAAGGUCUCGGUAUCGGUGCUCGCAUGUCCGCCAUCCCCUUCCGGAAGGGUAGCUGGCUCCCCUGGGUACUCUGUGCCUUGUAUGGCCUGACGACGCCUAUCUCGGUGGCAAUCGGUCUGGGGCUCAGGACAACGUACAACUCAGGCUCCUACACGGCAAAUGUGGUCUCCGGUGUGCUCGAUGCCAUUUCCGCCGGUAUCCUGAUCUACACCGGCUUGGUGGAGUUGCUGGCUCGUGACUUUUUAUUCGACCCCCAUCGAACCCAGGACAAUAAGCGUCUGACCUUCAUGGUCGUCUGCAUGUUGUUCGGUGCUGGUAUUAUGGCCUUGAUUGGCAAGUGGGCCUAAAUGGGCCCAGACGAUUGAUGAUCGUCCUGGGGAAAAAAGCGUGCAUGGGAUUUUCGGUUCGGCAAAAUAGCUAGUGUGCAUGGAAUGGUAUCGGUCAUUUGUUUCUUUUCGGGCUUGACUUGUCUCACAUUGUCAGCCUUCAUACCCUUCUCCUUCGCGUUCUCUGGUUGUCAAGUUUUGAGCUUAAUUAGACGGUCGUACUUUUCUUCUUGCCUGAUUUGGAUUUGUGUAUUGCGCCUCGUCUGCCUUAAUACUCU